This is a messenger RNA of Bipolaris zeicola 26-R-13, 300 nucleotides long. RefSeq lists its product as uncharacterized. The record is from RefSeq and is a predicted model, not a curated record. The transcript has 2 exons. NCBI's taxonomy places the organism in Eukaryota, Fungi, Ascomycota, Dothideomycetes, Pleosporales, Pleosporaceae. The coding region runs from base 1 to 300 and encodes 99 amino acids.
AUGCACUACCAGUCUACUCUCUCUAUCUUCCUCUUCCUAGCAACUUCCAUCUCCGCCCAAACCCGCUGUGACCCUGUCGCCUCCGCUAUCCCAACUUGCGGCGUUCCGUGCAUUCAAUCCGCCGCGUCAUCCGUUGGUUGUGGCGGAACUGAUUAUUCGUGCCGAUGCACUAAUUCUGCUGCCAUUCAAAACGGUGCGCUUGGGUGCGUAGUAGGCAAUUGUGGAAUUGCGACGGCGCUGCAGGUACAAGCUAGUGCAAGUGCGGUUUGUGCUUGUGUUACUGGAGCUGCAAGGAUCUAA